Messenger RNA from Aspergillus neoniger CBS 115656, 753 nucleotides. RefSeq lists its product as uncharacterized. The transcript has 7 exons. NCBI's taxonomy places the organism in Eukaryota, Fungi, Ascomycota, Eurotiomycetes, Eurotiales, Aspergillaceae. The record is from RefSeq and is a predicted model, not a curated record. Bases 1 to 753 code for a protein of 250 amino acids.
AUGACGACAUACAUAGAAAGUUCAGACUGCAAAAGAGAUCGGCAGCUAAGGGGAGGGGGGAUCAGAGACAAGCCACCACCAUAUGCUACUAGGGCUGCCGGGUUCCACGUGAUUCCGGGUGAACCCCUCCUCCGACCACCGGGACAGAGGAGGCCUGCCGACCAAUCAGAAUUGGUGAUUGAGGAGUUGGCCGAUCCGUCCGCUGUCUUUGAUGUGGAUGCUUCGAUCCCGACCAUUUCUUCCGUGAACAAAUUUCGUUCUCCAGCUUCUGCGAUCGAACCGGUGUCUUCCCUCUUGUUGUUUGCCCCUCUCCCUCUCCUUCCCUUCGCUCGCGCUGUGCCCCUCUAUUCUCUUUCGCCUCUUGUCUGGUCCGCGCAUUAUGGCUUCUGCUUUGGCAAACCCCCUUGUCCUCUCCUUCUCCGAAAUGGCCCGGUCGGGCGAUGGCCGAGGAUGAUGAUGCUGUUUUUUCCCGCUUCCAUCGGUCGCAAAGACGUCUUUGCGACGCGUCGCCGAUCUAGCUCCCAUCUCAGGGACUUGCUCUUCAUCUCCUCAUGUGCCCGUGCUACUGCCUUCACUUCAGUGUCAUCUCUCGUUUGUAGUUGUAUCUCUGCUGGUGGUCGCGCCGUUCAUCUUGUGUUCGGUGCUUCAAACGCGUUACUAGCUCACAACCCGUUCAGUUCUGGCUCACCUGUGCACCCCAGCAACUGUAGCCCUUCACUGGGACUAUCCAAUGGCUCCACCGCAAUUCAAUGA